This is a messenger RNA of Oikopleura dioica, 327 nucleotides long. Lineage: Eukaryota; Metazoa; Chordata; Appendicularia; Copelata; Oikopleuridae. The record is from the annotation of a GenBank genome assembly.
AUGUUCAAGUAUCUCAACAGUCAACGUGAAAAAGAACAGACAGAGAAGGAACUAACCCGCAUUAAAAAAGAACUCGCCCGCGAAAAAAGAAUACUGGCCGCGGAGGAGAAGCUCUUAGCAAAACUUAAAAAAGUGGAAGUUCAACUCGAACUUCACUUAGCCGAAUAUGAAAGGAUUCCGGAUCGUCCAUGGAUCAUUGCUCCAGGAAAGAUCGAGACCUUGACAGUGCUCGCUCACGAUAAAGUUCUCGAUGUUAUGGCAAGACUAGAGCAAGAGUUUGACAGAACUCACGACCAGUUAAAUGCAAUCCCCAACGAUCUUUUCUGA